GCGGGCAUCGGGUCACCAGGCAUCAAGUCAUUGGCUCGACAGCGGGCACCGCGUCAUCUGGCAAGGCAGUGGGCUCCGAGUCAACUGGUAUGACCGCGGGUACUGGGUCAGACAUUGGAUCGUCUGACUGGGACAGCGGGCAUCGGGUCACCAGCAUCAGGUCAUUUGGCUCGACAGCGGGCACCGCGUCAUCUGGCAAGGCAGUGGGCUCCGAGUCAACAGGCACGACAGUGGGCACCGGGUCACCAGGCAUUGGAUCGUCUGGCUCGACAGCGGGCAUCGGGUCACCAGGCAUCAGGUCAUUUGGCUCGCCAGCGGGCACCGCGUCAUCUGGCAAGGCAGUGGGCUCCGAGUCAACAGGCACGACAGUGGGCACCGGGUCACCAGGCAUUGGAUCAUCUGGCUCGACAGCGGGCAUCGGGUCACCAGGCAUCAGGUCAUUUGGCUCGCCAGCGGGCACCGCGUCAUCUGGCAAGGCAGUGGGCACCGAGUCACCAGGUACGACAGCGGGCUCUGAGUCAAUCGGCACGAUGGCAGGCACCGGAUCAGGUACCGGAUCAUCUGGAUCAACAGCGGGCAUCGAGUCAAACUGG
Staurois parvus is the source of this 593-nucleotide messenger RNA. The record is from the annotation of a GenBank genome assembly. Lineage: Eukaryota; Metazoa; Chordata; Amphibia; Anura; Ranidae.